Rotaria sp. Silwood1 is the source of this 5400-nucleotide messenger RNA. NCBI's taxonomy places the organism in Eukaryota, Metazoa, Rotifera, Eurotatoria, Philodinida, Philodinidae. The record is from the annotation of a GenBank genome assembly.
AUGCAUCUAAUUACUUGUCGAAUGGUCUUUAUUACCAUUAUUAUCAUCAUCUUUGCCAAUUUUCAACCAAUUUCUUCGAAUUCUCAAUUUUGUUCCGUUUUACAUACAACAACAAAACAAGAUGAAUGUCCUAAUCCACUAUCAUUCAAUAUUCUUGAAGAAUAUGCUAAACCAUUAUCAUCAUGGAAAUUAAAUAUUCCUGUAUUGACAGAUAAAAGUGAUAUUUAUAUCAUUGAAGAACUAACAAAACGUUUUAAUCAAGGCGAUUCUUGUCCCUAUAUACGAAAAACAAACAAAACAAUUUGUUGUGAAGGAUGGCAAGGUCUUGCUUGUAAUAAGCCAGAUAAAUCUCUUCCUCAACAAUCAUUUGCUACUUGUCAUUUAUGGGGUCGAGAUCAUAUUCGAACAUUUGAUGGAACAUAUUAUCGAUUUCCUGGCAGUUGUACGUAUAAAUUAAUCGGUUCAACAACAUGGCAAAUUAAUAUUCAAUUUAUCAAUUGUACAACACCAAAAGGUUCUUGUGAAAAAAAACUAACGAUUGUUAUUGCUGGUAAAACAUUAGAAAUAACAGGUACAAAUUUAACUAAUCUGACAGCAUUUCCAUCAAGUUUAAUAAUUCAACGACAAGAAAAAAAUCUUCUUGAUUUAUAUUUUACCAAUGGUAUUCGAUUAAAAAUUCAUAAUCAACAUCAACAAACAAUAAUUGUUCAAGUGGAUGAAAAUUUUAUGAAUGAUCAAAUUUUAUCAGGUCUUUGUGGAGAUUAUAAUAAUAAUCCAGAUGAUGAUUUUAAAUUAUUAACAACCGGUCUUAUUACAACAAUGUCAGUAGAUUUUGGAAAUCAAUGGAAAUUAUAUCGAGAUUGUCCAGAUGUUCCACGAGUAAUAAACAAUUGUUUAAUAACUUCCGAAGUUAUUGAUGAAUGUAAUUCAUUAACUAAUCAAUCGAAAAUAUUUCAAUCAUGUUUUGAAAAAAUCGAUCCGAAAUAUUUCUACGAAACAUGUUUAAAUGAUGUAUGUUCAGCAAUACUAGAGAAUAAAUCUUUAAAAACUGCACGAUGUCAAGUGAUGGAAGCAUUUGUUGAAGAAUGUCGAGAAUAUAAUAUUCAAAUUCAAUGGCGAUCUAAAACUGGAUGUUCAAAACGAUGUUCAUCAAAAAAUAUGACCUUUGUUGAAUGUGCUUCACCAUGUCGUCGAACAUGUCAAAAUCCAUCAUCAAUAAUUACUCAAUGUCAUACACAAAAUAAUGAAUGUACUCCUGGAUGUGUUUGUACAAAUGAAACUGUAUAUGAUAGUUUUCAAAAUCAAUGUGUUCCACUUGAACAAUGUACAUGUCAAUAUAAUAAUGUGCAAUAUCAACCUGGAGAUCAAGUAUCAAUUGAUUGUAAUGAUUGUAAAUGUGAUCAUGGCCGAUGGUUAUGUACAAAUCGAACAUGUUCAAGAACAUGUAUUGUACUUGGAAAUAUGAAUAUAUUGACAUUUGAUGGUAAACAGUAUGCACUUGUGAGCAAAUGCAAUCAAGUUCUUGUCGAGACUAAUAAUCAAUCCAAUUAUUUACGUAUUAUUUAUACAACUCAAGGAAAUGAAUUAAGUAUUCAAAUACUUGAAACUAAAGUAGUAUUUCGUCAAGAUAGUAUACUUAUUAAUGGUAAAAUUCGUCAUACUUUACCAUAUCAAACUGAUGAUGUUAUUAUUCGACGUGCAUCAACAGUAUUUAUUGAAGUUCGAAAUAUUCAAUCAACUGUCGUAAUACAUUUUGAUCCAUUAACAUCACGUAUUUAUAUUAAAUUACAUCCAUCAUUUUUUAAUCAAGUUCGUGGUCUUUGUGGAACAUUUAAUUAUGUAACAAAAGAUGAUUUCUUAACACCGAAUAAUGUUAUUGAAACAAAUUUAGUUACAUUUGCAAAUGCUUAUCUUGCUUCAUCAUGUUCAAUUCCUGAUCAACAAAUUGAUACUUGUUUUAAUUUUCCUGCUAAUGAACAUAGUGCAAGAACUGAAUGUACAAAUUUAUUAAAACAUUCAAUAUUCUCAAGUUGUUCACCAUUAAUUGUUGAUCCAACAUUUUUUAUUACAUCUUGUAUACGAGAUUUAUGUGAAGAUCAAUCAACUAUUCAUCGUGAUCAAGUUAAAUGUUCAGCUAUAACAGCAUUAGCUCAUGCUUGUGCUUUGAAAGGUAUUAUUAUCGAUUGGAUGAGUAAUAAAACAUUAGCAAGUACAUGUCAAAUAAUAAAUUAUGGUCAAUGUGGUUUAACAAGUCGAGCAGAUUAUUCAGAAUGUGUAUCGGAAUGUCAAUCAUUUUGUACUGAUAUUGAUCUAGUGCCAUCAUCAUGCGUAAAUCAAUGCUUACCGGGAUGUACAUGUGGAGUGGGUCAAUUUUAUGAUGAACAUUCGCAUGUCUGUCGACUUCAACAAGAAUGUUCUUGCUAUGAAUCUCAAUCUGAACAAUAUAUUCAUCCAUCACAUUCUUUUCUUGUUCAAACUCCAAUUGUAUCAAAUUGUUCAUGUUCAAAUGGUUCACUUCAAUGUACUUCAUUUGAUCAUAAUCAAUGUAGUUCUACACAAAUUUAUUCAUUAAAUACAACAUUUUGUCCUCGAACAUGUACUAAUUAUUUAUCACAUUAUGAUUGUGGUUUAUAUGGUCCUGGUUGUACAUGUCCAUCAGGAAAAAUUCUUCUUGAUUCAACAUCACAUCAACAAAAAUGUAUUUCAAUUGACGAAUGUCCAUGUCAAUAUAAUCGUCAAUUUUAUAUUGAAAAUGAAACAAUUAUACAAAAUGAUCAUGGUUGUCAAAAUUGUACAUGUAAAAAAGGUGGUUUAUGGUCAUGUAAAAAAUUUUCAUGUACUAAAACAUGUACUAUAUUUGGUCAUUCACAUUAUCAAACAUUUGAUGGACUUUAUUAUAAAUUUCCUGGUCUAUGUCAAUAUAUAUUAGUUAAAGAUAUAAACAAUUUAUUUCGUAUAUUAACACAAAAUAUACAAUGUGGUAUUAAUGGAGAAGUAUGUUCAAAAAAUAUUAUUAUUGAAUAUAAUGGAGUUACUAUUGAUCUUAUACGUGAACGUCCAAUACUUUUCAAUGAUAUUGAAUUAUCAAAUUAUCAAAAUCAACCAAUUCAAUUUGGUAGAAUAUAUAUUUAUCAAUUAGGUAUAUAUACAAUUAUUAAAACAGAUGAUUUUAUUGUUAAAUGGGAUGGACAAACAUAUGUUGAUAUUACUAUUCAAUCAAAUACAGAAAUGUCUGGCUUAUGUGGAAAUAAUAAUGAUAAUUUUGAUGAUGAUUUUAAAAGUUCAAAUGGUGCAUCACAAAUAAAUGUAUUUGAUAUGGCACAAUCAUGGCAAACAUCAGUACAAUGUACAUCAGAAAAAAAUCAAUCAUUAAAUAAUGAUCCAUGUGGUGAUAGUCUUGCUCAUGCACAAAGACGUAUAUGGGCACAACAUAAAUGUGAUUUAAUCAAAAUUAAAUCAAGUAUAUUCAAUAAUCCAUUUGAAAUUUGUAUUGAAAAAAUGGAAACACAUUUAAUUGAAAAAUAUUAUCAAGCAUGUCUGUAUGAUGCUUGUCAUGCUGAUCACGGUGGUGAUUGUGAAUCUGUUUGUACUGUUCUCAGUGCAUUUGCUGCUGAAUGUCAAUCAAUUAUAAAAACUCCAAUAAUUAAGUGGCGCACAUCCGAUCGAUGUCCAAUGCAGUGUGAUUCUGGCAAAGUUUAUAUGCCAUGUGGUCCACUUUGCCCACAAACAUGUUUCGAAGGUAAUGAUUAUGGUGGUUGUAUAGCUGAUUCAGGUUGUGUCGAUGGAUGUUUCUGUCCAAAUGAUCAAGUUAUGGAUAAUAAUGGUCAAUGUAUUGAACCUGAUCGUUGUCCAUGUUUAUAUAAUAAUCAUAUUUAUCCACAAAAUAGUCGAAUAAUAAUGAAAAAAAAUGCUACAUGUCAUCAUGAAUGUGAAUGUCUAAAUGGUUCAUUUAUAUGUGAUAAAAUUGAAAGUACAAUAUGUAUAACAACAAAUUGUACAAGUAAUGAAUUUACAUGUAAAUCUGAUGGACGAUGUAUACCAUUAAAUUGGAAAUGUGAUCAAAUAAAAGAUUGUUUAGAUGGUAGUGAUGAAUUAGAAGGUUAUUGUCAAUAUAAAUGUAUGGAUACAAUGAAUACAUUUCAAUGUUCUCAUGAACAAUGUAUUGAUAUAACACAUCGAUGUGAUGGUUUACCUGAUUGUAGAGAUGGAAGUGAUGAAGUUAAUUGUUCUUAUGUAAUACCAUGUAAAGAAUAUGAAUGUCCAAAAAGUAAAUUAUGUAUACCAAAAUCAUGGAUUUGUGAUGGAACAGUAGAUUGUGGUCAUGAAGAUGAUUCAGAUGAAAGUGGUGAUUGUAAACUCAAUCAAUGUGAUACAUUAAGUGGACGUUAUUUUCAAUGUCGUGAUAAUUUAAAUUGUUUACCAAUUGAACAACGAUGUGAUGCACAUAAAGAUUGUGAUGAUGGAUCAGAUGAAUUAGGUUGUUCAUUAUGUACAUGUACAUCAUCAUUUACAUGUAUUCAUAUAUGUCAAUGUAUUGAUUCAAAACGUGUAUGUGAUGGAAUAUCAGAUUGUAUUGAUGGAACAGAUGAAUAUAAUUGUACAGCAAAUUGUGCUAAAGAUGAAUAUACAUGUUUAGAUGGAAAAUGUUUAAAUAAAACUUUGGUAUGUGAUGGAAUACAACAUUGUUCUAAAGGCGAAGAUGAAACACAUCCAGAUUGUAUACUUUUAACAUCAACUGUUUCAACUAAUACUGCUACCAUGCCUACGACAGUUACUCCUGGUACUCCUAUUUUUAUCACAAUUGGCACCAGUACAACAUUUGAACCUUCUACAACAACCAUCGUUGGUACUCCGAUUAUUGUUGUGGAAAAAACUAAUGUUACCCCAACGCCGACACAGCCAACGUGUGAAAUUCAAUCAGCUCACAUGAAUGAUAGUUUUCUUUCGGAACCAGAAUUUUCUACUCCUAUUAAUGGUUCUAUUUUGGAUUUAAAUCCUGGUAACAAAGGUAUUGAUUUUUUGGUUAAUACUUCAUCAACGGCAGUUACUAUGAUACUUCCAUUGAAGCAAAAUAUAAUAAUAACAAAUCUUAUUAAAUUUCAAAUUCUUCGACCAAGUAAUGUCAAUCGAUUUCAAUUAACAUUUCUCAAUAAACUAAGACAACCUGUUGGUCAAUAUAAAAUAUUAUCAACCGAUAGUAAACAACGAUUAAUAUCACCAACAAUUGAUAAAUUUCCAAUUGAAAAAAGUCUUUUAAAAAAAAUUCGAUUAUUAAAAAUUGAAAUAGUAGACACCGAUGACAAUCAACCACCAAAACAUGUCACUCUUCUAUUUCAAGCUUGUUUUAAACAAACAAAAAUCCCAAGAGAAAGUAAACAUAUGUCUUCAUUUUUUAUUUGA